CGCGAGGGGCGUGGCCUGAGCGUGGAGCGGGCGGUGCGGUCGCGGGGACCGGGCCCGCGGCGGGGGGCGGGGCCUGCGCAGCGGGCGGCGGCGGCGUUGGCGUCGCUGGGGGCUGGCCUCCGCACUUGGCCGGACCGCCUGAGCCUGGGGCGUUGGCUUCCGCGCCGGUCCUCCGGGAAGUCCACGGAGCAGGGGGCGGGCUCCCUUUCUGGCCCCUGAAGUGUGUGUGGAGCUGACCCCUCCCUCGCCCAGCCCUGCUUUGAGGGAAGCCCCCGCCCAGGGGAAGGGGCUCAGAAGCCGGGGGCCUCUCUAGGAGAAGACGCGGGGUGCCUGGACUUUGCGACCAUGAAGGUCAAGGUCAUCCCUGUGCUCGAGGAUAACUACAUGUACCUGGUCAUCGAGGAGCACACGCGGGAGGCUGUGGCCGUGGACGUGGCCGUGCCCAAGAGGCUGCUGGAGAUCGUGGGCCGGGAGGGGGUGUCACUGACCACUGUGCUGACCACCCACCACCACUGGGACCAUGCUCGGGGUAACGCGGAGCUGGCGCGGCUGCGGCCGGGGCUGGCUGUGCUGGGCGCGGACGAGCGCAUCUGCGCGCUGACCCGCAGGCUGGUGCACGGCGAGGAGCUGCGGUUUGGGGCCAUCCAUGUGCGCUGUCUCCUGACGCCGGGCCACACCUCCGGCCACAUGAGCUACUUCCUAUGGGAAGAGGACUGUCCUGAUCCGCCGGCGGUGUUCUCGGGGGAUGCGCUGUCGGUGGGUGGCUGUGGCUUGCGCCUGGAGAGCACAGCUCAGCAAAUGUAUCAGAGCUUGGUCGAGACCCUGGGUACGCUGCCCCCCGAGACGGUGUUCUGUGGCCACGAGCACACGCUGGGCAACCUUGAGUUUGCACAGAAAGUGGAGCCCGGCAAUGACCACGUGAGGGCCAAGCUGUCAUGGGCCAAGAAGAGGGAUGAGGACGACAUGCCCACAGUGCCAUCCACCCUGGGCGAGGAGCUCCUCUACAACCCCUUCCUAAGGGUGGCAGAAGAGCCUGUGUGCAAGUUCACGGGGAAGGCGGCCCCGGCCGAGGUCCUGGAGGCACUCUGCAGGGAGCGGGCAAGCUUCGAGCGGGCGGCUGAACCCCUGCAGCCGCAGGCCCGGGCUCUCCUGGCACUGCAGUGGGGGCCCUGAGCACACCCCAACAGAAGUGAGCCCCAAGUGGACCCACCGUGCGGCCCGGCAGCACAUCUCUUCUCCUUCAACCCUCGGCACAUUGAGCCCACAGGAGGGUUGCGUCUGGAACCUUCCAUGGCCCCACCCAGCUGGCUGUCUGGCUUUGGAGGGUAGGCACCCUGGCAGGGGACGUAUGAGGCCCCUCUCUGGGGUGCACGUGAGCCCUGAGACCUGGGUGUUUGGGAAGCAGCCUAGUGGGGUGCACGGGGCUUUUGAACUUUGAAUAAAGCUUUGAAAGACUU
Molecule: messenger RNA, 1457 nt
Organism: Leopardus geoffroyi (Geoffroy's cat)
Lineage: Eukaryota; Metazoa; Chordata; Mammalia; Carnivora; Felidae
Gene: HAGHL
Product: hydroxyacylglutathione hydrolase like
Exons: 8
Coding region: 346-1173 (275 amino acids)
Molecular function (GO): hydroxyacylglutathione hydrolase activity
Source: RefSeq, a predicted model, not a curated record